Messenger RNA from Nycticebus coucang (slow loris), 2436 nucleotides. RefSeq names its product protein kinase C zeta (gene PRKCZ). The transcript has 19 exons. NCBI's taxonomy places the organism in Eukaryota, Metazoa, Chordata, Mammalia, Primates, Lorisidae. Bases 170 to 2050 code for a protein of 626 amino acids. Gene Ontology annotation, biological process: protein phosphorylation. The record is from RefSeq and is a predicted model, not a curated record. Gene Ontology annotation, molecular function: protein binding; protein serine/threonine kinase activity; ATP binding.
CGCCCGCCCGCAGCCCAAGUUCCGCGGAGUUGGCCGGGCGGCCCCGCGCCGCGCCCCCUUCCGCGUUCCGCCGUCGGCCGCACCUGGAGUCCCCUCCCCGCUGCCCGGGGCCCCGCGCCACGGCUCGAGCGCCCGGGGCGCGGCGCUGACGGCGGCCAGGGAGCACGCCAUGCCCAGCAGGACGGGCCCCAAGAUGGACGGGAGCAGUGGCCGGGUCCGCCUGAAGGCGCACUACGGCGGAGACAUCCUGAUCACCAGCGUGGACGCUGCCACCACCUUCGACGAGCUCUGCGAGGAAGUGAGGGACAUGUGUGGCCUGCGCCCACAGCACCCGCUCACCCUCAAGUGGGUGGACAGUGAAGGUGACCCUUGCACCGUGUCUUCCCAGAUGGAGCUGGAGGAGGCUUUCCGCCUGGCCUGUCAGCACAGGGACGAAGGGCUCAUCAUUCACGUUUUCCCAAGCAUCCCAGAGCAGCCAGGCAUGCCCUGUCCAGGAGAAGACAGGCACCAGGUUCCCUCUGGGUGUCUCACAGGCUGCCCGCUAACCCAUCGGAUCACAUGGUUGGCAGCCUCUGCAAAGCACCUGAGAGCCUGGCCCAUUAAAGAAUCCAUCUACCGCCGGGGCGCCAGGAGAUGGAGGAAGCUGUACCGUGCCAACGGCCAUCUCUUCCAAGCCAAGCGCUUUAACAGGAGAGCGUACUGUGGCCAGUGCAGUGAAAGGAUAUGGGGCCUCGCGAGGCAGGGCUACAGGUGCGUCAGCUGCAGGCUGCUGGUCCAUAAGCGCUGCCACGUACUCGUCCCGGCGACCUGCAGGAGGCAUAUGGAUUCUGUCAUGCCUUCCCAAGAACCUCCAGUAGAUGACAAGAACGGCGACGUGGACCUUCCUUCUGAGGAGACAGAUGGAAUUGCUUACAUUUCUUCAACCCGGAAGCAUGACAACAUUAAAGAUGAUUCUGAGGACCUCAAGCCAGUUAUUGAUGGGAUGGAUGGGAUCAAAAUCUCUCAGGGGCUCGGGCUGCAGGACUUCGACCUGAUCAGAGUCAUCGGGCGUGGAAGCUAUGCCAAGGUCCUCCUGGUGCGGCUAAAGAAGAAUGACCAGAUCUAUGCCAUGAAGGUGGUGAAGAAGGAGCUAGUCCACGAUGACGAGGACAUCGACUGGGUACAGACAGAGAAGCAUGUGUUUGAGCAGGCAUCCAGCAACCCCUUCCUGGUCGGCUUACACUCCUGCUUCCAGACGACAAGUCGGUUGUUCCUGGUCAUAGAAUACGUCAAUGGGGGGGACCUCAUGUUCCACAUGCAGAGACAGAGGAAGCUGCCGGAGGAGCACGCCAGGUUCUAUGCUGCUGAGAUCUGCAUUGCUCUCAACUUCCUGCAUGAGAGAGGGAUCAUCUACCGGGACCUGAAGCUGGACAACGUCCUCCUCGAUGCCGACGGGCACAUCAAGCUGACAGACUACGGCAUGUGCAAGGAAGGCCUAGGCCCUGGUGACACGACAAGCACCUUCUGUGGAACCCCAAACUACAUCGCCCCUGAAAUCCUGCGGGGAGAGGAGUAUGGGUUCAGCGUGGACUGGUGGGCACUGGGGGUCCUCAUGUUUGAGAUGAUGGCGGGACGCUCUCCGUUCGACAUCAUCACCGACAACCCAGACAUGAACACGGAGGACUACCUUUUCCAAGUCAUCCUGGAGAAGCCGAUCCGGAUCCCGCGGUUCCUCUCCGUCAAAGCCUCCCAUGUUUUAAAAGGAUUUUUGAAUAAGGACCCCAAAGAGAGGCUUGGCUGCCGGCCACAAACUGGAUUUUCUGACAUCAAGUCUCACGCCUUCUUCCGCAGCAUAGACUGGGAUCUGCUGGAGAAGAAGCAGGCCCUCCCUCCCUUUCAGCCGCAGAUAACUGACGACUAUGGACUGGACAACUUUGACACGCAGUUCACCAGCGAGCCCGUGCAGCUGACUCCCGACGACGAGGACGUCAUCAAGAGAAUCGACCAAUCUGAGUUUGAAGGCUUUGAGUACAUCAACCCGUUACUGCUGUCCACCGAGGAGUCCGUGUGAGGACAUGUGUCUGUGUCAUGGACGCACGUGACUGACCCUUUAACUUUACCCUUAACCACAGCAUAUGCAUGCCAGGCUGGGCACAGGCUCCAAGGGCAGCCUGGGAAGGACGCGUGCCUCUGAGGCCACAAAGGGAAGUGUCCAGCGGGCACUUCUCGGAGCAGAACAUUCUCUCGAAUCUGGGCCCGGACAGGCUGGCUUAGUGCUGGAGGAAUUUGCUGCCUGUGCCUGUGUCUCGGAGGACCCAAGGUGACCCUGUCAGAGGGGGCUGUCACACAGUUUUGAAGGUGCACAUUUUCGGCAGAAAACAGAACUCGAUGCACUGACCUGCUCCACCAGGAAAGUUAGCUUGUAAUGUCCCGAGGAAUAAAAUGUACCGGUGAUGU